AUGUUCCCGCUGCGGUUUGAGACUCUCCAAGAUUUGUUAAGCGAAAAUGAGAAACGUCCUUUUGUGGAAGAAGCUGAGCGGCUGAGGGUCCAGCACAAAAAGGAUCACCCGGAUUAUAAAUACCAGCCACGGAGGAGGAAAAGCGUAAAAGCCGGGCAGAGCGAUUCCGACUCCGGAGCUGAGCUCAGCCACCACGCGGGCACGCAGAUCUACAAAGCGGACAGCGGGCUAGGAGGCAUGGCCGAUUCCCACCAUCACGGCGAUCACACAGGCCAGACCCAUGGGCCACCCACCCCACCCACCACCCCCAAAACCGACCUCCACCACGGCAGCAAGCAGGAGCUGAAGCACGAGGGCCGCCGCCUCGUGGAGAGUGGCCGGCAGAACAUCGACUUCAGCAACGUGGACAUCUCGGAACUGAGCAGCGAAGUCAUCAACAACAUGGAGACCUUCGACGUGCAUGAGUUCGACCAGUACCUGCCGCUCAAUGGCCACGCCGCCAUGCCAGCCGACCACGGCCCCAAUGCUGCUGCUGGCUCCUAUGGCGCAUCCUACUCACACUCGGCCACGGGCACCGGUGGGACCAACCAGGUCUGGACUCACAAAAGCCCGGCCUCGGCAUCGCCGUCGUCCGCCGACUCAGGCCAGCAAAGGCCGCACAUCAAAACGGAGCAGCUGAGCCCCAGCCACUACAGCGACCAGUCCCACGGCUCCCCUGCGCACUCCGACUACGGCUCCCACAGACCCCGCCGCCCCUAUGCGCCCCCCACCCUCACCGGCUUGUCCAUCCCACCGGCCCACAGCCCCACUGCUAACUGGGACCAGCCGGUCUAUACGACCCUGACAAGGCCUUAAAGGAUGCGCAGAGCCCCCAAGGGCUUCCCUGACAUAUGCACUAAUGAAGGAAUGAAGACGAAGAGUGUGGAGUGCCGUGAUAGUUUCCGAAGUGCCUCCUGAGCCACUGGGAACUCUGCUCGUUGCGAUUGGAUGUCCCCUUGCUUCAAAACUCUCCAAAAGGACAGAGCUCUAUUUUUCUUUAAUUAAUACAAUUUAAAAAAAUAAAAAAAGAAUUAAAAAAAAAAAGGACCGUUAAUUCCUUUUGAAUAAAUGAAGGACAAAACCAUUCGACUCCUCUGUGAGGACUGAACUGAACUUACUCGUCGUGGAAGUUGAC
Messenger RNA from Nipponia nippon (crested ibis), 1174 nucleotides. Lineage: Eukaryota; Metazoa; Chordata; Aves; Pelecaniformes; Threskiornithidae. The record is from RefSeq and is a predicted model, not a curated record.